CUACUCUUUUAAAUAUAAUCAGAUGAUGUUGAUUACUGUCCUAUUCAUAUUUUGUAUUUUCUAUCCUACUUCUGAUGCAUUUAAAGUAUCAACAGUCGAAGAAAAUGACUAUGAGAUGCAAAACGUUACUUUAGAAUGUAGAUUAUGUCUAUCAGGACUUAGUUUAGCACACUAUUUUAUGGAUGAUAUGUAUUGGCGUGAUAUAUACAUGAUGGGUGCUAAAAAACUGUGUACAUUCAUCUCUUCUGAACAAAUAAAAAAUAUUUGUAAUAAAUACACCUCGAAAUAUUUACCAAAGAUUUUGGAUGAAGUAGGAUCACUAAUAGGACCUGGAAUUUGUACGGACUUCGAUGCAUGCAAGUCUACUGAGGUUAAGUUGUUUACAAUUCAAGAAAGUAAGUAUUUAUAUAAUUUUUAAAUUAAUCGAUAGUUUUCGUACAAGAUAUUAAUUAACAUUCAAUAUCUGAUUAUUGUAUAUAUAUUGAGGAGAGUUUUGGCCAAAGCAAUUUAGUGUAUGUGCCUGCGUUUUUGCCAUUGAAUAAUUCCAAGAUUUUCAAUAUUAAGGGGAAAUUUGGUUUUACUGACGAGUGUCAACCAAAAGGACUGUAACAUUUAUACCAGUUAUAUGUCUAUAAACUGUAAUAAUUUCCGUGUGUACAAAAUAAAACAUGAUAAAUUACUGAAUAUGAACUUCUACAAAACAGUUUCAGGAAUCGACAACCAAAAUUCAAUGCUCUUUUGUUCGUAUUCAUCAGAAUGAUGUCUUAAUCAAGUAACCAGACUUCAUUAUUAGUGAAGUUAGAAAUCUAUACUAAUGGUGCUGAACAUUUUUGUUACUGAAAAGACCGACGUUUUCUAUUAUGGAUGUUAAUGACAGUUUUAUUAUGAUGUAAUGUAGUAAACUGACAACUAUUCACAAAAAACCGAAAACUGGAUGUUGAAUAAAACAAAUCAAUUAGAUAUUAAAACGUCAUUGAACAAUUUAUUUCUCAUUAUAUAAUUAAGCUGGUGUUUACAUUUACUAUGAAGUGAAAUACGAAUCCUUGUGAAGAAUACUUUUACAAUUACUUAACUGAAACAAUGAUAAGCGUUGAAAGGAUGAAAACUUUGUUGAAUUACGAUACUUUGAAGAAACAGUUCAUUGAAAUUACUACCUCAAAUAGAUUUCCAGCCGAUUAUAUUAGUCAGUUUUAGUGAUAAGGCACUAGGUUUGUAUUUGAACGGAAGGAUUUAUUGUGCUUUCUGAGCUGGGUAGUCUAUUAAUCGAUUUAGGCAAUAUCGUAACUAGGAAUUUCAAUAGUUUACUUCGUUUGUAGGGUUUGUUGAUACUACUGUCUAGAAAGAUAAUGAAAGUUUCACAGUUAAGCAACAUAGCAGAGUGGGCACAAGACUAAUAAUGAACCCGGACAUAUUUCGCAUUAUACUAUCGAGGAUGAUAUAUAUUUACGUUCUAGAAUCCAAAAAAACAAUAAAUUUUAUUUUUCAUGAAUGAUCAGUUUUUAAAUAAGAUAGAACAUGUUGAAGAAAAAGCAUUGGUUUACUGAUUGUCGUUAGUAGAAUAUUUCAUUUCUACUAAACGCAGUGCAAAUAACUUCUAUUUCUGUUAAAUGCAGUCAACUCUGUUAUUGACACUUCAAUAGAAUAUCAAAGUUCAACUUGUUUCCUUGAAGGAAAUGCUAAGAGUAUUUAUAUAUUCUGUUUUAAGUGAGGCCUCAAGAUCGCCUGUUCCAAAGUAUGUUUAAUUUUAAGUGUAUAAUUUUAAGUUAUAGUAUAAUUUAAAUUCCAUUAUUACUAUUUCGUGAGUUUUUGUUUUCUCAGAGAAUGCUCAUAUUUGGCUAAGGUAAUCAUCAUAUUAACGUGUUUAAACAGUCUAGGACACUAAGUUCACUUAUUAUUGUUUGGUUGAAUCAGUCUCUUAUUGGCAUAUAUGCAUAGGACGAAAGGCGCAUCCUGGAUUUCACUACUAGCCACUAUCCAUCUUUGCUUAUAAUACUUGUGAAUUAAGGCUAUAUCGAGGUAAUAGGCACAGUAUGCCUAUAUACCAAUAAGAGAGUGACCAAUUGCAGUCCUAAACAUUAAUGCGAAGAUUAAACCACAGAGUACUAAUUGAAUUUAAACUUCACCCCCCAUCGCACAAGCAAGUGGCUAUCAAGACUCAGUAGCUGAUUGGAUAACGUGAUGGUGUUUGAAGCAAAAGGUACCGGUUUCGAGUUCCAGAGUGAACAUUAACUCAGAGAUGCAGGUACAUCCAACUGCCGAGUCCCAAAUAGGACGAAACACGCGUCAGACUGGAUUCCACUACUAGCCCAUACCCAUCUUUGCUUACAAGUCUAGAAUAUUGUAAUAGUUUUGACUAUAACAAAAGAACUAAGGUUUCUUUUUUUCUUUUUCUAAUAUUUAUUUUUUUCUUUACAGAUAACAAAAUCUAAACAUUAUUUUUCUAACUAAUUCUCUUUCAUUGUUAUUAAAUAUUAUACUGUACACAUCAUAAAUUAUGAUAUGAUAUGUUCGGUCUUUAUGUUCUGAAUCAUCAUUUUAAUACUAUUUAGAUGUACUAGUUAAGAUGAUGAUUGUAUCAUUUCCUUGUGGUUAUCCAAUUUUUAGCUGCAAGGAUAUAUAAUGAAUGUUUGAAAUUUCGACCAUUAGCGUAAUAUAAAAAUCUUUCAUGAUCAAAUAUAUCAGUAUGGAGAGAAAGUUUAUCAUUCAAUAUGAAUUAAUCUCUAACUAAGAAAAUAAAACAUUGAACAAAAGCGAAUUACGUAUUAAACUCUAAAUGACUUGAGUAAACACGUAUCUUUUUUAGAGUUUAGUUAUGAAUUAUUAUGUUUAUAAGACUUUCAAUCUAGGCUUAUAACUAACUAUAAUUUGGUGUUGAUAGAACAUUCACUAGUCUGUCUUCAGUGUGUCAAUUUAAGGCCAUGAAUUUCAAUACAUUACUCAGUCAUUAAGAUUUUAGUUAACUGUUAAUCCUAGUGAGGUUUAAGACUAGGUAAAUAAAUCCGCUUAUAUAUUAGUUUGAUUUGACUUACAUGUAGGCAUGUAAUUUUCAAAGGGAACAUGGUUCUUGUUGCAUUCUAUCCCCUUAUACGUUGUGAUUUGAUUAUUAGAAAUGCAAUGUAUAUGAAAGCAGUUUUUGAUUGAAUAGUCCGAUAAAACGUGGAAUGUUUUGCUGGAAGCAAACUGAAAUUUUAUUGGGUAAAUAUACGAGUCAAAGAAUAACAUAUUGUGACAUCGAGAGCACUGGAAGUCUCCUGGUAAAUAGAAUAGGUAAGUGAGCUCUCAAACGAAAAACUGUUUACAGCUAUUUUUUAAUGCAACUUGAAAUUCGAAAUAUGGAUAAUAAAAUGGAAGUAUGAGUAUUAAUUACAGCUUCUAAGGCGUUAACAUUAAAAAGCCACGCUUAUAAGUCACCAAGAGUUCAAAAACCGACUAAAAUAGUUCCCUAGACGAGAGCAAAUAAUUCUUGAAUAAACAAUAAUUACUUAGGAUUUCAAGGAUCAGUAUUUCGAAAUCUCAUAUUCUUCACAAAAUAAGGUGAAUGGAUUAUUUGUAGCCCUUAGAGAAAAUUGGAAUAUCACAAAAACAUUUAUAAAUUGUUGUUUAGUUUAGUUAUACUGCAUGCCCAAAAAUAAUAUUUGAUACUGCUGUAUUGUGUGCUACUUAUGUAGACAUAGGUAGUACAUAACGAUAAUCAGGAAUAGAAUGUCUUGCAGCAGAAGGUUGAAAAGAUCAAAGAGGGAAGAACGGGAACAGAAGGCAAUAAGUAUGGAAAUGCAGGAACAAUGAAGUCUGAGACAAUUGACUGAUAUUUGCAAAAGGAAAAGUCAGGUUUGAGACAGUUGAUUGACAUUUUGCGCAUUAAGUAUUAACUACAAUGUUCCGUAAUUUUGUGUUCGAAUACAUUCGAUUGUCCACAUUUGUUUUCUCGUUCACUACACUGCCGAUUGUAAAAUGAAAUUAUGUUGGUGUGUCUAGUACGAUGUCAUGCUCAUAUGGAAUUUUCUAGUUUCCGGAUAAACCAGCUUAUUUUUUAUCGUUGAGUCACAUUUUGACCUUGUCAGUUAACCGCUGUUUUCAUAUAAGCGUGUGUUCAUCGCUUGCCACAUUUAUAACACAACUUCAGUGUAUUUUUGUCUUGUUGUAAAUGUUGAGUCACUCUUUAUCAAAUGUAGUUGGCACGCUAGCCUUCUCCACUUUGCUUCGCAUUUCUGCUUUUCGUUCUUAUUAUCUGCCUGAAUAAACGACUGUCUGAAAUAAAUCCAUCCAACU
Messenger RNA from Schistosoma rodhaini, 4269 nucleotides. The record is from the annotation of a GenBank genome assembly. NCBI's taxonomy places the organism in Eukaryota, Metazoa, Platyhelminthes, Trematoda, Strigeidida, Schistosomatidae.